Messenger RNA from Camarhynchus parvulus, 350 nucleotides. Its product is annotated as protein EFR3 homolog B-like. The transcript is spliced from 4 exons. NCBI's taxonomy places the organism in Eukaryota, Metazoa, Chordata, Aves, Passeriformes, Thraupidae. Gene Ontology annotation, cellular component: plasma membrane. Gene Ontology annotation, biological process: protein localization to plasma membrane. The annotation marks the transcript as partial. The record is from RefSeq and is a predicted model, not a curated record.
GAUUUUGGGCAUUCCUCAAUGCCAAGUUCUGCCCCCAGAGCGGAGAGGAGGAUCGGCUGAGCAAGAGGAAAAGCAUCGGGGAGACGAUUUCCCUGCAGGUGGAGGUGGAGUCCAGGAACAGCCCCGAGAGAGAGCAGAGAGCCCCGGCUGAGGAAAUCACCUACGAGACCCUGAAAAAGGCCAUCGCGGACAGCGUGGCUGCGGAGGAGCAGGAGCGCGAGCGGCGCCGGCUGCUGCUGCAGCGCUUCCAGAAGGCGCCGUUCGAGGAGCUCGCCGCGCACUGCGGCGCCCGAGUCAGCGCGGGCCGCGCGCCGGGAAACCGGGGAUCCAUCGAUCGAUUGAUUGAUUGA